Striga asiatica is the source of this 633-nucleotide messenger RNA. Lineage: Eukaryota; Viridiplantae; Streptophyta; Magnoliopsida; Lamiales; Orobanchaceae. The record is from the annotation of a GenBank genome assembly.
AUGAAAUUCAAACCACUAGCAAUGACAAACCCAUCAUUCUCCACAAUCCUCAUCCUCCUCCUCCUCUCCAUAACCCUAGCCCUCUCAUGGCCCGACCCAUCCCUCGACCGGCACUUCAAACUCCUCGCCAAUUCCCGAAACUCAACCCUCACCAAGCUCCAAAUCUACAUCCACGCCGACUUUCUCGUCCACUCCAAAACCCAGACAGUCUUUGAGGUGGCCUCGUGUGACAUCACCGCCGAGUCGCCAGGGUUCUACGGGCGAGUCUACGUCAUAGACAACCCGCUCACCGUCACGGCGGAUCCCGGCUCGGAGUACCUCGGCCGGUACCAAGGGACCAACGUCUACUCCGAUUUUCGUGAGCCGGCCGCCAACAUGAACAUGGCUAUGACUUUCGAGGGCGGGAUUUACGAGGGGAGCACGAUUAGUAUUUUCGGGAGGCAGCCCGUGAACGAGGAGGUUCGGGUGUUGUCGGUGGUGGGUGGGACUGGGAUUUUCCGGCUGGCGAAGGGAGUCGUGCUGGCGAGAACCGUGUCGCUUGAUUCGAUUACGAAGGUGGGACAUUACGUGUACGUUAUCUACGUGUUGACUCCGGCGGCGGCAGCCGGAGGGGAUGUGGCGGCGGCCGCCUAG